Molecule: messenger RNA, 2441 nt
Organism: Hydra vulgaris (swiftwater hydra)
Lineage: Eukaryota; Metazoa; Cnidaria; Hydrozoa; Anthoathecata; Hydridae
Product: double-strand-break repair protein rad21 homolog
Biological process (GO): replication-born double-strand break repair via sister chromatid exchange; sister chromatid cohesion
Cellular component (GO): cohesin complex
Molecular function (GO): protein binding; chromatin binding
Source: RefSeq, a predicted model, not a curated record
AUGACUUUAAAGAUGGACCAACAUGUCAAAGCUUUUGAUUGAAAUCUUUGAUUUUAAUUGAAAUUUUCAGAUUAAAAUCUUUAAUUUUGAAAUUCAGAUUGAAAUUCAGAUUGAAAUCUUUGAUUUUUUACAAGUCAUGCUAUACCUUUGGAUCAAUCAAGUUAAUUGGAAACCAUUUAUUUUUUUAAAGAAAAUGACUUGAAGCUUAAAUCCAAAACAUAUUCUUCAGAAAAUUGUAUAAGUUAUUUGACUGAGUUCGAGAAUGAUCAAAUAUUGAAUGAUUUAACCUCCACAAUCACAAGACAUCUUUCAUAUUUUUGAUGCCCAACUUCUAUUUAACAAAAACAUAAAGUGACAUGUUUUAUCCUCAAGGAAUUACACUCUGCAAAAAAGAAAAACUGAGUUUAAUAUGGUUAGCUGCAAACUAUGAUCCUGAAAAAUACAAGAAAAUGAUAUCAGCUAAAGAUUGCGAAAACGUGAAUAUUGCUCGUAUAUGUCAUUCAAUAAUAAAUCCAAAGUUUCCAUUUGCUUUACGACUUUCAGCUCAACUCAUGCUAGGUACAGUUCGAAUCUAUCGAACCAAAACAAAAAUUCUAUUAUAUACUGCUGAACAAAUGAUGCUAAAAUUGAGUACCAUAUUGAAAGAAGUUAAUUAUAAAUCAUGUGACUUGCCUGUUGCUACUUUAAGAGAAGACGUAAUUACACUACCUGAUUUUCUUAACUGCGAAAGCAUAAUAGAUUAUACUUUAGGUCCAUUGUAUUUGGAUGCUAAUAUGCUGUUACAUAUAAGGGAAGCUGAUUUUUUUCCAAUUAAUAAUACUCCUUUACAAUCACCUGUGAAGUUUGAAAAGCAUAAAAAUAGAGAAACGAAAUUUAGUAGUCCAUUAACAGUAAGUAAUCGACAAAUAAGCAUAGAGGAAUCAAUUUUCUCUCCAUCAAAAACAGUAAUUCAGUUGCCUGGUGUUGAGGAAUUCGAAGGGAAUGAUUUUGGACCAGCUCAAGCUGAGUUUUUGCACGACUUAAAUUUUGAUCAUGCCCCAUUGUUGAGACCAAACUACAAAAAGAGGUUAGCUCCGUUGUUUGAAAAUGAAGAGGAUUUAAAUUUAACAAAAAACAAAAAAGAUUACUUUGAAAAUGUUGACAGAACACUUCUUAGAUCACCACAAAUCCAAAGAAAAGAUGACUUGAAAACUCCUUUAGCUGACACAUUUCUUCCUCUGGAAACUGAUAUUGAUGGGCUUCAUAAUGAAACUGAUUAUGUUACUACCCUUCCCACCAAUUUCGCUGAUGAAACUGAAGUUGCAACUGUUAUGGUGGAAAAGACUGUUAAGGGAAAAAAACAGAAUUGGAAUUGUAAUCUUGUUACUCCUGCAGAAGCUAUUAUUUUAAAACCAAAUGCUAGCAACCCAAAAAGAAAACGAAAACUUUUUGUUGAUGAUGAAAUUGCGUUAAGUAGUCAGCAAAUUAAAAGUAACUUAGCAACACCAGAUACACUUUUAAAAACACCGAUUAUUGCAGGAACAGCACUUCCAAAUGCCAAAUCACUUUUCCUAUGUCCAUCAUUUAUUAGUUUAUCUAAAAAUAAAAAGCUAAAAACUUGGUGGGAUAAUAACUCUUGUUGGCAAAAGAUUUCGUUAGAUGAUCUCAUCCUAGGUGAAAAACUGAAUCAUGUUUCUGGUGAAACAGAGAUUUUAAAAAGUCCUGAGCAUUUAAGACGCGAUGAUGAAAGUUUAGGUAGUAUAGAAAUUGCUAGAAAUGCAUCAUCCAGCAUGCGAUCUUUAGAACAGUCAGCCGGCAGCACUUUAUUAGUUGAAAAGACACCACUAAACGAUGAUGACCCACAAAUGUUGUUUGGUAUGGAAAACAUGAUUGAUUUUAAUGAUAUGCAGCAUUUUUCAAGCCCUAGGAUCUCAGGUAUUGGAGCACUACCAAAUGAUAUCAUUGUAGACUUGAAUGAUCAACCUGGACUUGAGCCUGUUUUAGAACAAGAUGAAACUCUCUUGGAAACUGACAAUGAAAAUCAGGAAAUGUCCAAGCGUUUUCUUGGCUUUCAAAGAAAAAUUCAACUAGCAAUAUUGCACAGACCUUCUGUUGAUUUUUUUGAUGUUUUUCCAACAUAUUGUAACAGUCGAAAAGAUAUUGCAAUUGCUUUUUACACUGCACUAAAUUUACAUCGUUGUGGAAAGAUAACUCUUAAUCAAAAAGAAAUAUUUGGACCAAUUACUAUUUCGUCAAAUUAAAUUUAUUUAAAAAAGUUUUAAAAUAUUAAAUUAUAUAGCAAGUAUUAAUUUAACAAAAUAUUCCGCUUACGAAGAAAGUACUGAAUUGUCUUUUGAACUGAAUAUUUCAAAAGUUUUAUCUAAACCGAAGCUAUUUUUUUUUAAAGAAUUAUAUUCAAAAUAUAGAAGAUAUAUUUUACAAGGAGAUAAAAAUAAUGUUUU